UCUCAACUGUUCUUUAUCGGCUUGCAAUAGGACAGCUGUUGCUUACGGUGCACGUUUGCAUCGUUGCAACCCUGCGAGCUCAAGCUAUGUUGACGUCCACUGCUGGCCUGUUAUGCUUCAUCGGAUAUGUAUCCCUCCGGCUGUCGUUGCUGUUCUCCAUGCAUCGCGGCAUACUGGCACAAGAUGAUGAUUGCAUGCAAUACCAAUUAAGCGUCUGUUCAGUUGUCAAGAUUAAGUUCAAGUCUCACGCUUCAAACUGCGGCAACUCAUUGAUCUCAAAGACGUGCUCGCUCGAUGCGCUAGACCUGAAGUCAUAUCUGCAAGGGUCGUCGGCAGGGACAGACAUUGAAAAGCCUAACCGUCCUCGACUUCUUCCUCCAGGGUGCGGCUCAGAGGCGAGCACUUCAGGCUCAGAGAGGUGCUCAUUCGAUCCAUUAGAAAGCCCAUGGAGGACAACAAGAGCUUGGAUAGGAUCACCCUGGGAACAACUGCCAGACUGCGAAACUGUCUGUGUGGAGCGUACUGCUGAUCUAUAUUACAGCAUCGCUAGGUCCAAAGCGGAUCCUUGCAUACGCAUCAUGGACACAACAGAUUCCACAUCUUGGGAUAUCCUCUUCCGACACCCACAAGAGGCAAAGAGCAUUACGUUGGCGCAGGGUGGUCUGUGUUUAUGCAAAGUCGAUAUGGUGAUGCAGCGAGUGGUCCAACGGCUACCGCCUGAGUCAGAUUCUGCGAAUUCCUCUGCAGACACUUCACCUUGUCAGGCUCCUCCUGUCUACAUUCCUUAUUGUGAACCCUUGAAGACGUCAGAGCGAAUCAUCAAUUCUUUCAAGGUGCUUCAGCAACAGUCAUGGUACCCCGAGCCUUCCUUCACAGGCGCAAACCCAGAUUACGUCUUGGAAGAUGGAAUUUGGGAUGCGGUUUACAUUGGCCCAGGAUUUAUCAACUCAAUCGCAUGCGAUGCACAAUGCGCGGAUCUCUUCGCCGACGAAUUCUUCAGACUGAAUACACUGCCUAGUGGUCUGGAUCCAUCUCAAUCGAGCAACUGCACCAUCAAAUAUCACGUUGGGAACGAAACGCAUCCAGGCAAUACCGUUCUCUGUUGCAAAGGAGAAUCUAUGGCCCCGAUCAUAAAGCGGAUUGAGCUCUUGCAUAUGUCUGAUUUACGCAACAAACGUCGUGAGAAUGUUAACAUCAAAGCGUGUAUGUCGCUUCCGCUGCCUAACGACAUGAUAGACUUGAUCGCGGAGAGGCUCGCUUCGGAUUCACAGCUGGAGUGGGAGCUUUUUCGAAGGAGCUUCCUGUAGUUCGAAACGCAGUCAUUGUGCUGUCGCAGAUGGCGGCCUCAAUGCUGCUAUCCCAAAAUCGUCGUCAAGCAUGUUAGCUUUCAAAGACCGGGAGGCCUACGAGCAGAAGGGAAAGCCAAAACAAGUGUGAGUCGAUAGAUUCAGUUGAUGUGGGCCUUCAAAGUUAUCCGUGAUGUUGCUCGUGCAUGCCUUGUACUCAUCAUAGCCCGCACUUCACGUCAGCGCGCUUGAGCAAUCAAUACGAUGCGCUUGAACUCAGAGCCAGCAUGUCAA
Molecule: messenger RNA, 1580 nt
Organism: Protomyces lactucae-debilis
Lineage: Eukaryota; Fungi; Ascomycota; Taphrinomycetes; Taphrinales; Protomycetaceae
Exons: 1
Coding region: 87-1307 (406 amino acids)
Source: RefSeq, a predicted model, not a curated record